AUCCUCCCAUUGAUUUCUCGCCGUUGGUUCCGCUCGCAACUUUACUUCUCAUCAGAUCAACCCCAGCCAUGGAUUCUGAGACUGGGGACGGUAACGUCAACUACAAUGAGGUUCUGAUUCAGAUCUCUACAAAUCUCACCAACGCUCUGGGGACCUUUGGAUCAUCUUCGCCUCAAUACCAGGCUGUCCUCGAAAUGCUGAAAGAUUGCCUACGACAGAUCGAUAGGGACAAGAGCGAGAAGCCACAGGCUUUGAACCCAGAUACUCUGAGCCUGGCGCUGGGAUUCUUGGAAAUCGCGAAAUAAAGGACUCCAAUUCAACAAACCGAACAAUUCCCCUUUCAUUUGGGAGACUCUACAAGGGGAUUCUAGAAUAGGGUCAUCAUGAUUCGGCCGGGGUGGUCAUGCCUGAAUGGGCUUUAUUCUAGGUCUUGAGGUAGUUCGCGAUCGGGAUAUGAGAGAGCAACCAGUGUCCGAGCACAGUGCCCCAAACAGGAUGAAAAUAUUUACGGCACAGCCCUCGACAGGGGAUGAUCGAUAGACGUCUGUCUAUCUACUGUACCUGGGAGCAAAGAAAUCAUAGUUUGACCGGCUUAUCCGGUACCGCCAACAGCAAUUCAAGGUUCAUGAAGGUGUACUCCGUAUUCUUUGUCAAAUUCAUGGCAUCGCAAUAAUCCUAGGCAGACAUAUG
Messenger RNA from Aspergillus ochraceoroseus IBT 24754, 690 nucleotides. RefSeq lists its product as uncharacterized. The transcript is spliced from 2 exons. The record is from RefSeq and is a predicted model, not a curated record. NCBI's taxonomy places the organism in Eukaryota, Fungi, Ascomycota, Eurotiomycetes, Eurotiales, Aspergillaceae. The coding region runs from base 69 to 305 and encodes 78 amino acids.